GAUAUUCUCAUCUCCCCCAUAACAACAAAAAUAAAAACAAAAGCAAAAACGAGGGUAGAUAGAAAAAUGGCGAGCUCCGACGGCAUAAAACACCGAACAGUUGACAUAAACGGCAUAAAGAUGCACGUAGCAGAGAAAGGUGAGGAGGGUGCCCCAAUUGUACUCAUGAUCCACGGGUUUCCUGAAUUAUGGUACUCUUGGCGUCACCAAAUCCAAGCCCUCUCCAGCCUUGGUUACCGUACUGUUGCCCCCGAUAUGAGGGGCUACGGCGAUACUGACGCCCCAUCUGAUUCUAGUAGCUACACUUAUGGCCAUAUUGUGGGGGACUUGGUGGCCUUGAUUGAUGAAUUGGAGGCUGAUAAGGUGUUUGUGGUGGGACAUGAUUGGGGUGCUGUCGUUGCUUGGUGGUUCUGCCUUCUUCGCCCUGAUCGCGUUAAGGCGUUGGUCAAUCUUAGCGUCGCUUUUACUCCCCGGAAACCUAACAAUAUGCCACUUGAUAAGCUUCGCUCUGCCUAUGGUCAUGAUUAUUACAUUUGCCGUUUCCAGGUACCUGGAGAAGUAGAAUCUGAGAUUGUUGAAGCUGGAGUUGACAAAUUCUUGAGGAAAUUUUAUUCAUACCGAGACCCAGGACCCUUGUUUUUGCCAAACGGACAAGCUUUCAAGGAUGUGCUUCCUUAUCCCAACUGGUUGUCUGAAGAAGAAGUUGCUUAUUACUGCCACAAAUUUACUCAGUCCGGCUUUACUGGAGCAUUGAACUAUUACCGUGCUCUUAAUCUGAACUGGGAACUGAUGGCACCAUGGACAGGAGUACAAGUAAAAGUACCAGUGAAGUUUGUUGUAGGAGAUUUGGAUCUAACUUACCAUCAGCCUGGAGUAAAGGAAUACAUUAACCAAGGGGGAAUGAAAAAAGAUGUGCCUCUUUUGCAAGAGGUGGUCAUACUUGAAGGAGUUGCCCAUUUCUUGCAUGAAGAAACGCCUCAUGUGGUCUCUAAUCACAUCUAUGACUUUAUUCGAAAAUUUUAAUGCUUCCGCUUUCAUUCUACUCCUAAUUACUUGUCUAGUUAAAAACAACAAUUCAGACUACAAACUACUACGCCAAUUAUUAUUUGACGGCCGUCUAUAUGUCAAAAACUCAAAACUACCAAGUAUUUAUUCAAGUUUAAUGUUUGGUGCAA
Molecule: messenger RNA, 1175 nt
Organism: Spinacia oleracea (spinach)
Lineage: Eukaryota; Viridiplantae; Streptophyta; Magnoliopsida; Caryophyllales; Amaranthaceae
Exons: 3
Coding region: 67-1023 (318 amino acids)
Molecular function (GO): catalytic activity
Source: RefSeq, a predicted model, not a curated record